AUGAGAUCUUACGCUAACCCAGCUUAUCACCAGGGUUUGUUCUAUCUUAUAGGAGGGACUAGAAGUUUGUGCACAUUCGACCCUGUGGAAAGGGACGCCAAACUUCUGGACCUGCCUGGUAAUUGUGAUACUACUACAGCUGCGAUAACAGGGAACUAUUUGUUGGAAUGCAAUGGCAAGCUUCUAUCGGUGUACACGGGUCGAAUGGGGGAAUUCGUACGAGCGUUCGAGCUCAAUCGAGAAGCCGCGGCUUGGGAAGGACUCGACGAUCUGGAUGACACCAUGUUGUUCUUGAGCUCUGCAUCUUCGUUAUCGACUACAAGUAAAGGGGCGAGGAUUUGUGGCUUGGGAAACAAGGUGUUCUUCGAUAGGUUUCGCGAGAAGGAUAGCGUGUUUUACUCUCUCGCAACGAGAAAGUUUCAUAGCCUUUGGAGCCGAUACGAGAACAACGGUUGGUGCGACACCAAAGAAUAUGUGAAUUGCGCUUGGAUGGAACCGAACUUUGGAACGCACACGGAGGAGGAGCUUGUCUGGUUUGAUCCCGUGGAAGAAGAAGAAGAAGAAGAAGAAGAAAAAGAGGAGGAGGAGGAGCUUGCCUCCUUUCAUCCGGCCAUCGUGGAGGAAUGA
Molecule: messenger RNA, 627 nt
Organism: Linum tenue
Lineage: Eukaryota; Viridiplantae; Streptophyta; Magnoliopsida; Malpighiales; Linaceae
Source: the annotation of a GenBank genome assembly